GGUGUGUUUGUGUGUGGACGCUAGUAUGUGGGUGUGUGUGGACACGUUAUAAGUGUGUUUUGGAUUUCUCGAGGCUAUAUUUUUACUCUUGUCCGCCCACAGCACCAAACUGCCUCUUGCAGCUCCGAAACACAAACAGAACUGAGCCAGUUCUACUUGGAGCUUGUUUUAAUGUCUUAACCGCGGAGCUCCGGUCCGGUUCGGUACCGUUCGGCGGCGGCGGCUCUGGGCGGGUUUGAUGCUGCUGGACUCACGCUGAAGGAGCGUCUGUUUUUCAGUUGUGUGGGUCUGUCUGUUUACUGCAGUGUGGGGACACUUAUAAACUCCAGAAGAAACAGAAGAUGUUGACAAAAUGAUAGCAGCUCAAGACCUUCAGACAGAUUUCCUUCAGGAAGGAUACGCUCGGCUCUUGGACACCGAUCUUGAAGAUUUUGAGGGCCGGAAUGGCAAACUUGGGAAAGGGAAGAAGGGGAAGAAGACCCUUGGAGAGAAGUUGAAGGGGUCAGAGGUGAGAGGUCGGGUAAAUGGCCACCAUCAGGAGAAUGACAUGGAGAAUCUCAGCUUGUUUGAGAUUAUCAAAUUGGGCAAGAGUGCCACACAGUCAGUGGUUGAUGACUGGAUUGAGUCCUAUAAGACAGACAGAGACCCUGCCCUGCUGGAACUCAUCAACUUCUUUAUCCACUGCUCUGGCUGUAAAGGUGCGGUGAGCUCCGAGAUGUUUCGACACAUGCAGAAUUCUGAGAUCAUCAGGAAAAUGACCGAAGAGUUUGAUGAGGACAGUGGUGAUUAUCCACUGGCGAUGGCAGGUCCGGUGUGGAAGAAGUUUAAAUUAAGCUUGUGUGAGUUCAUCGCGGUCCUGGUCCGACAGUGCCAGUACAGCAUCAUCUAUGAUGAGUACAUGAUGGACACGGUCAUCUCUCUCCUCACCGGCCUCUCAGACUCACAGGUCAGAGCGUUCAGACACACCAGCACCCUGGCAGCCAUGAAACUGAUGACCGCUUUGGUGAAUGUUGCUCUGAAUUUGAGCAUCAAUUUGGACAACACACAAAGACAAUACGAGACAGAGCGCAACAAGAGCAUCGGGAAACGAGCCAAUGAACGCCUGGAGCUCCUUCUUCAAAAACGCAAGGAGCUUCAGGAAAACCAGGAUGAGAUUGAGAACAUGAUGAAUGCCAUUUUUAAAGGAGUAUUUAUCCACAGAUACAGGGAUGUGAUUGCUGAGAUCAGGGUUGUCUGCAUUGAAGAGAUUGGUAUGUGGAUGAAGAUGUACAGUGAUGCUUUUCUUAAUGACAGUUACCUGAAGUACGUGGGCUGGACCAUGUAUGAUAAGCAAGGUGAAGUUCGUCUGAAGUGUCUUACAGCUCUUCAGGGUUUGUAUUAUAGCAGAGAACUCAACGCCCGACUGGAACUCUUCACCAGCCGCUUCAAGGAUCGAAUUGUGUCCAUGACUCUGGAUAAGGAAUAUGAUGUUGCUGUUCAGGCAAUUAAGCUGCUGACACUGGCUCUGCAGAGUAAUGAUGAAGUUUUGACAGCUGAAGACUGUGAGAGCGUCUAUCACUUGGUUUACUCUGCCCACCGACCAGUUGCCGUGGCAGCAGGGGAGUUUCUCUACAAAAAGUUAUUCAGUCAUCAUGGUCCAGAGGAUGAGGGGCGGCCCAGGAGAGGCAGACAGUGUUUGAAUGCUAACCUCAUCAGAACAACUGUCUUGUUCUUUCUGGAGAGUGAGCUGCAUGAGCACGGCGCCUACCUGGUGGACAGCUUGUGGGAUUGUGCGUCAGAGCUGCUGAAGGACUGGGAGAGUAUGAUCAGCCUGCUGCUGGAUGAACCUUACCCUGGAGAGGAGGCCCUCACUGACGCUCAGGAAGCUGCUCUGAUUGAGAUCAUGCUCUGUGCUGUCAGACAGACUUGUGAGUGUCACCCACCUAUCGGACGAGGUCCUGGCAAAAGGGUUCUAACUGCUAAAGAGAAGAAAACCCAGCUGGAUGAUCGAACAAAGAUCACAGAAACGUUUGCUGUGGCUCUGCCUCUGUUACUCGCUAAAUAUUCAGUGGACCCAGAGAAGGUCACUAAUCUGUUGCAGUUUCCUCAGUAUUUUGAUCUGGAGAUCUAUACAACCGGUCGGCUGGAGAAGCAUCUGGAUGCUUUGCUGCGUCAAGUCCGUGAUGUGGUGGAGAAGCACACAGAAAAAGAUGUAUUAGAGGCAUGUUCCAUGACAUUCCAUGCACUGUGCAAUGAGGAUUUCACCAUCUAUAACCGCGUAGAUAUUGUCCGCAGCCAGAUACUUGACGAACAGGUCGAUAAGUUCCACCGUCUACUGGAGGACAUCCUGCAGGAGGGAGAGGAGCCUGAUGAAGAUGAUGCCUAUCAAGUUUUGUCAACACUCAAAAGAAUCACAGCCUUCCACAAUGCCCAUGACCUCACUAAAUGGGACCUUUUUACCAGCAACUACAAACUUCUGAACUCUGGCCUACAAAACGGGGAUAUGCCUGAGCAGAUCGUGGCUCAUGCACUCCAGUGCACUCACUAUGUCAUACUCUGGCACUUAGCUAAGGUUUCGGAGGGCAGUGCCAGUAAGGAUGACAUGGUGCUGCUGCGGAGGCAGGUGAGAGCCUUCUGUAUGAUGUGUCAAAGGUACCUGAAUAGUAUCAGCACUGUUGUCAAAGAACAGGCCUUCACCAUUCUCUGUGAUGCACUUCUGAUCUUUAGUUAUCAGAUUGUGGCGUCAGGGCGGGAAGCUUUAGAGCCCUUGGUGUUCAGUCCAGAUGCAUCCUUACAGAGCGAACUACUCAACUUCAUACUAGAUCAUGUGUUUGUUGACCAGGAUGAGGACAGCAGCACAGAUGAUGAGGCUAAUAAGAUUGAGGCGCUCCACAGACGCAGGAAUUUAUUGGCUGCCUUCUGCAAACUGGUCAUCUACAACGUGGUGGACAUGAAGACAGGAGCAGAUAUCUUCAAGCAGUACAUGAGAUACUAUAAUGAUUACGGUGAUAUCAUUAAGGAGACCAUGAGUAAAGCACGUCAGAUCGACAAGAUUCAGUGUGCCAAGACUCUGAUCCUCAGCUUGCAGCAGCUGUUUAAUGAGAUGCUGAGUGAUCUGGGAUGUAACUUUGAUCGGUCCACAUCUGCAUUCUGUGGGAUUAAAGAACUGGCCCGACGCUUCUCGCUCACGUUUGGACUUGAUCAAGUCAAAACCAGAGAGGCGAUUGCAAUGCUCCACAAGGAUGGAAUAGAAUUUGCCUUUAAAGAACCCAGUCCACAGGGGGAGGGUGGCCCACCUCUCAACCUUGCAUUCCUUGACAUCCUCAGUGAGUUUUCCUCCAAACUACUGAGGCAAGACAAGAAGACUGUGCACCUGUAUCUAGAGCGGUUUAUGACCUUUCAGAUGGCCCUGCAGAGGGACGACUGCUGGUUACCGCUCAUCUCCUACCGGAACUCUCUGCAGGUGGGUGCUGAUGAUGACACUCUGUCCGUCAUCAGCGGUAUGAGCAGCAGGAGCUCUGCCCGCAGUCGGAGAAGCAAACAACCUGCCGCCAGCAAGAGAAAACUGCCCGAGGAGGAGAGUAGCUGUAGCAGUAGUGAUGUGAGCAUGUGGGUAAAUCGUGAGCAGAGUGGCCCGCACACUCCUGUAAUGAUGUCAUCCCCCCACAUUGUCUCUACUGUCCUGCGAGACACAAAGAAGCUCUGCCCUGAGCAGGGGUACAUGGGAGUUUACAGCAUGAGUAACGAAACGCAACACACACCCCUGCAGCAGCCGCACCAACACAUGGACUACAAUUCUCAGGUCGCGUGGAUGAUGGCCCAAAAACAGCAGCAGGAAAGAGCAAGCUUGCAGUAUGGCAAGAUGAGAGGCCACAUUCAGCACACCAUUCGUCGUGGCAGCGGGCUGAUGGAGGAUGAUGAGGAACCGAUUGUAGAGGAUGUGAUGAUGUCAUCAGAGGAACGACUGGACGACCUUAACGAGGGCAUGGACUUCGAAACCAUGGACAUUGAUCUGCCACCAUCCAAAAACCGCAGGGAAAGAUCAGAGCUGAAACCAGACUACUUUGACCCUGCCUCCAUCAUGGAUGACUCGGUCCUUAAUGUGUCAAUGUUCUGAGAGGGGUACACGAGAGCGGUGACAUGUUUCUCCUCUUCUGAUUUCACUCCAUGGACUAAAUGCACAGGAUGGUGCUGCAUAUCUUUUCCUUCUGAAAACACACCACAACUUUGUAUCUGUACAUAUAACAGCCCACAGGGCGACAGACAAACAGUUACAGCAUGAGAUCAGACUUAUCGAUUCAUGGUCUUUUGUAAUGGAGGUUUAAAAAUAGCUCUUUUUUUUGUAAAACCUGGAGGAGUUUUGAUUUUUAGAUAAUUUUGUAAAGACAAUCAGUUGUAAAUGACUUUAUAAAGGGUGAUUUAAAUCAAAAAUUUAUAACUCAGCUUUCCUUAAAGGAUUUAGACUUGCAGUGUCUGAUUUUUUCACUUUUUUUUUUAAUCCAUCACUCACAAAGUUUUCGCUUCCCAGAAGUAGGUUCAGCCUUAUACUGUGACGAUAUUCCUCACUACUGAUUGGCUGAUUGAGAGGUUUUAGUUUUUUAUUGGUCCUCUAAGAGCUCAAAGCACUUGUAUUGAUUGGCUUAAACUUAGAAAGCCUGACCCUCUUACAGAGUUUAAUUCAUUUCUGGUUCAACUAUCAAAAUUUCAAAGGUAUUUCUGCAUUAAGGGCAUUGCCCCCAUUUUCAAAGAAAAGCUCUUUUUGUAGAAUAUAUCUUAUUUCUUUUUAAAUAUUAGAAAUAGGUAUUAUAUUGAUAUAUAUCUUUAAAAAAUGUAUAUCUUAUAUAUAAAUACACAUUAUUUUGUUCUACACAAAAUGUAUAAUGUAAUGUGAAUCAUUGCUGAUUUAUAUUUAACUUUGUUUUUAUGUUUGGUAUCCAACCUACUGUUUCAUUCACACUGCAUCUGUCCAGAGAGAAUCACUGAUGUUUUAUUAACUUUCAUUUUGGUAAAGCUCCACUGUGAAAAAUUCUCUAAUCUUUCCCCUUUGUGUUGUUCAUUGAGCUUUGGAUUCAGGUUGUGGGUUGUUUUUGAGGUUAGGUUAGGUUGAAAUCAUGACUGGCUUGUUAAUCAGAGUGAAUUAUGAUGAUUGUCUUUGUGGUGAGAAAUCUUGAUAAAUGUAACCAUGGUGAUUUUAUGCCCGGUAAAUGCAUUUCUGCAUGGAGCUUUGGUUCACGAUUGGAAAGGAAGUAACUUUUUUUGUGUUUUACACAUAGCAGGUAAUUUUUUCCCAUUUUGAUUUUAAUUUACGGUCCUGCAAUGUCACCUUAUUUCCAAAAGUGUGUGAGUUUAUGUAUUUUAAUGUAUUGGACUGUACAUAAAAACCAAGAUGUUUUUAUUCUA
Molecule: messenger RNA, 5379 nt
Organism: Cyprinus carpio (common carp)
Lineage: Eukaryota; Metazoa; Chordata; Actinopteri; Cypriniformes; Cyprinidae
Product: cohesin subunit SA-2-like
Biological process (GO): sister chromatid cohesion
Cellular component (GO): cohesin complex; chromatin; nucleus
Molecular function (GO): chromatin binding
Source: RefSeq, a predicted model, not a curated record